AUGAGUUGUACUAAACCAACAACUGCUCAUCAACUAUCUGUAACAACGGAUAAUCGGUCUACCAUAUGUCCACGUUCAAAAUCUGCAAACAAUUUAGUUGCUGUUCCUAGACAACCACAAGCCAACAGAUCUGCACUGUUAUUGUCUGGCGAAAGUUAUAGCAGUGAAAUACAACAAGAAAUUGCUGAACGAUUCAUUCGUAAAGCCAAAGCCCAGGGUUGUACAGUAACAAUCGCAGACGGUUGUCUUUAUAUUGACUAUAAUUUUGUUGGAUAUAUGCCACAGUAUAAACCAUAG
This is a messenger RNA of Enterobius vermicularis (human pinworm), 297 nucleotides long. NCBI's taxonomy places the organism in Eukaryota, Metazoa, Nematoda, Chromadorea, Rhabditida, Oxyuridae. The record is from the annotation of a GenBank genome assembly.